This is a messenger RNA of Oryctolagus cuniculus (rabbit), 4313 nucleotides long. RefSeq names its product DEAQ-box RNA dependent ATPase 1 (gene DQX1). The record is from RefSeq and is a predicted model, not a curated record. NCBI's taxonomy places the organism in Eukaryota, Metazoa, Chordata, Mammalia, Lagomorpha, Leporidae. Gene Ontology annotation, molecular function: RNA binding; helicase activity. Gene Ontology annotation, cellular component: spliceosomal complex; intracellular anatomical structure.
AUUAAGGAAAUCUAACUGAACCAAAGACCUCUCAACAACUGGACCCCAACUUGGGUGUUCAGUUCAAGUUUGUGAAGCCGCUGCCGCAAAACUACAAACCCCAGAAUGCCUUUCUCAAGCACAAUACACAACAUCUGCCAGGUCACACAUGCUCAGUAUGGUGGCUGCAGCCUAUUUUCCAUAGACUGCUAAAUUAAAUAAAGUGGAGCAAAUGGCCCCACCCCCAAAGCAAGUUUCAAGAUUAAGAGUGUGAGCCUAGCCCCAGGGCGGAGCCGGAAUUUACCUUUGUACUUUGCUGGGUCAGGGUUGGUAAUGACUGGCUGGGUGUGUCUGGAACCGGCUGCCAUCCUGACACGUCUCAGAGCUGCAAGCAGGUCCUGCCGAACAGCUACCAUGGCCUCUCAGCCUCUGGGGCUGACAGAAGAAUCUGGCCCGAGUCCUGGGGACUCUGAACUGGCUGUGAAUCCCUUUGAUGGGCUGCCCUUCUCUUCCCACUACUACGAGCUCCUUGAGCGGCGCCGAGCAUUGCCCAUUUGGGCUGCUCGCUUUAAAUUCUUGGAGCAGUUGGAGAGUAGCCCCACUGGAGUGGUGCUGGUGUCUGGGGAGCCUGGCUCGGGCAAAAGCACCCAGAUCCCUCAGUGGUGUGCAGAGUUUGCGUUGGCCAGGGGAUUCCAGAAGGGCCAGGUUACCGUUGCUCAGCCUUACCCUCUGGCAGCCCUGAGCCUGGCUGUGCGGGUUGCUGAUGAGAUGGACCUGACCCUGGGUCAUGAGGUUGGAUACAGCAUCCCCCAGGAGGACUGCACAGGGCCUGAGACCCUGCUCAGGUUCUGCUGGGACAGACUGCUUCUGCAGGAGGUGGCCUCAACCCGGGGGCCUGGAGCCUGGGGUGUGCUGGUGCUGGAUGAGGCUCAGGAGCGGUCGGUGGCUUCAGACUCACUGCAGGGGCUCCUGCGAGAUGCCAGGCUGGGAAAUCUUCCAGGGGACCCUAGAGUGGUUGUGGUUACCGACCCAGCCCUUGAGCCUAAGCUGCAAGCCUUUUGGGGCAAUCCUCCUACUGUGCACGUACCCAGAGACCCUGGUGGGAGUCCCACUCCUGUCUUCAGGGGCACUGCGCCUACUGAUCUGGUGGAAGCUGCCUGCCACGCUGUGCUCGAGUUGUGUCAGAAGGAGGCUCCAGGAGACGUGUUAGUGUACCUGCCUGGUGAGGAGGAAAUAGCCCUGUGCUGUGAAUCCUUGUCCAAGGAGGUGGGGUCCCUGGCUCUCCCAGGGCCUCCACCGCGGGUGCUACCCCUUCACCCAGGCUGUGGUCAAGCCGUUCAGGCUGUAUACGAGGAUGUAGACACAGGCGCCCGAAAAGUGGUGGUCACUCACUGGCUGGCUGACUUCUCCUUCUCCCUCCCUUCCAUCCGCCAUGUCAUUGACUCAGGACUGGAGCUUCGAAGUGUUUACAAUCCUCGGAUCCGAGCAGAAUCCCAAGUGUUGAGGCCAAUCAGCAGGUGCCAGGCUGAGGCAAGACAACGGCGGGCAAGAGGGUUCUCCUCAGGAUCCUGCCUCUGCCUGUAUCCCAAGUCCUUCCUAGACCUAGAGGCUCCCCCACUGCCCCAACCCAGGGUGUGGGAGGAGAAUCUGAGCCCCCUGGUGUUACUACUGAAGAGGAGACAGAUUGCAGAGCCAGGAGAGUGGCGCUUCCUGGACCGGCCUGCUCCAGAAGCGCUGAUGCAGGCCCUGGAAGACCUAGACUACCUGGCAGCCCUGGAUGACGAUGGCGACCUGUCAGACCUGGGAGUCGUCCUAUCAGAGUUUCCCCUGCCCCCUGAGCUGGCCAAAGCACUGCUGGCCUCCUGCGAGUUUGAUUGUGUGGAUGAGAUGCUUACCCUCGCCGCCAUGCUCACUGCCGCCCCUGGGUUUACCCGUCCACCACUCUGUGCAGAAGAAGCUGCCCUGCGUCGGGCCUUGGAACAUGCAGAUGGUGACCACAGCUCUUUGAUCCAGGUGUAUGAAGCCUUUAUACAAAGUGGAGCAGAUGAGGCCUGGUGCCAGGCUCGGGGUCUAAACUGGGCAGCAUUAUGCCGAGCCCGUAAACUUCGGGAAGAGCUCCUAGAACUUAUGCAGCGAAUUGAACUUCCCUUGUCCCAACCAGCCUUCGGCUCUGAGCAGAAUCGCAGAGACCUUCAGAAAGCACUGCUGUCGGGAUACUUCCUUCAGGUGGCCCGAGACACAGAUGGGACUGGAAAUUACCUACUGCUAACACACAAGCAUGUGGCCCAGCUCUCCUCAUACUGCUGCUACCGAAAUCGCCGGGCUCCUGCCAGACCCCCACCCUGGGUGCUAUAUCACACUUUCUCCAUAUCCAAAGACAACUGCCUUUCCAUUGUUUCUGAGAUUCAACCACAGAUGCUGGUGGAGUUGGCGCCCCCAUACUUCCUGAGUAACUUGCCCGCCAGUGAGAGUAGAGACCUGCUGAACCAGCUGAGAGAAGAAAUGGCAGAUUCAUCAGCAGGAAGUGGACCCUCCCCCACCAAGGAGUUCAGAGAUGCCUGUGUCCUGCAGUGACCUGCCUGCCUGUGGAACCCUGUUGAACUCAUCUUGUGCCAUUAGAUCCUCCCCUGGACUAACCAUGAGGCCAUUGGCCAGAUUUAGAAGCCCAAAGGUUAGGGUGAAAUGUAAAUCCUGGGGCCUGAGCCCUAAGAUAUGGUGGGCUGGGAGUGGAGGGAAUGGGAUCAGCCACUGUCUGUACAGAGUAGGACCCUUCCCUUAGACUCCCAUUGAUUACAGACCUGCUCCCCAUUCCUCCAUCUUCUGCGCUUGGUCCAUAAAAGAUGCCAAAAUUUGAAUUGUUCUACAACACCAUGUACUUGGGCAACAUCCAUGAGUCAGCAAUGACUCUGUAGCAAAGAUCCAGGGCCAGCUCCUACAGCUGCCACCACACAUGCCUGGUGUCCACCUCGGGGCCUUCAUGCUGGGACUGACAUGUCUCUAGCACAGAAUAGGAGACAGCUUUCUGGCCCCGCCUCUUCCCUCUGUCACACAGCACUCCAGCCUCCAGGGGAGGAGGAAUGGGAGUGCUAGUGCAAUCAGACAAGACCUUCCCUUUCUGGGGGCAGGCGCUGUGGCGUAGCAGGUAAAGCUGCCACCUGUAUCCAUAUGGGUGCCAGAUAGAGUGCCUGGGAAAGCAGUGGAUGAUGGCCCAAGUCCUUGGGCUCCUGCACCCACGUGAGAGAACUGGAAGAAGCUCCUGGCUCCUGGCUUCGCAUCAGCACAGCUCUGGCUGAUGCGGCCAACUGGGGAGUGGACCAUCAGAUGGAAGACCUCUCUCUCUCUCUCUCUCUGCCUCUCCUUCUCUCUGUGUGUAACUCUGCCUUUCAAAUAAAUAAAUCUUUUUUUUAAAAAAACUUAUCUUUCUUCCUCAUACACCUUAAAUCCCACUCCUUUUUAAACCUGAAGUCUUGGCCGGCGCCGCGGCUCACUAGGCUAAUCCUCUGCCUUGCGGCGCCGGCACACCGGGUUCUAGUCCCGGUUGGGGUGCCGGAUUCUGUCCCGGUUGCCCCUCUUCCAGGCCAGCUCUCUGCUGUGGCCAGGGAGUGCAGUGGAGGAUGGCCCAAGUGCUUGGGCCCUACACCCCAUGGGAGACCAGGAGAAGCACCUGGCUCCUGGCUUCGGAUCAGCGCGCCGGCAGCGGUGGCCAUUGGAGGGUGAACCAACGGCAAAGGAAGACCUUUCUCUCUGUCUCUCUCUCUCUCUCACUGUCCACUCUGCCUGUCAAAAAAAAAAUUAAAAAUAAAUAAAUAAAUAAACCUGAAGUCUUCAGCAACCAUCCCCUCCAAUUUUGAACCACAAGCUUCCCAGCAGCCCUGGGGGCCACCCCCAAACUGAAGCCUUUUUCCUACAGCUUCAGAGCUAUCAUGCUUUCCUUUCUUGCUGGCUGGGAGUUCCCUCCCCCUCUCUGCCCUUGGUAUCCCCCACCAUCUUGCACAUGGGAUAUGUGUUUGUAGAAUUUGGCAGAAAGAAUGAUCUGGUCCUUGGAACUCUGUCAGCAGAACUCCCUCCCUUGGAGAUUCUGUUAUCGUUCCAUCUCCACCUCUGCGUGGAUGUCAACCCAUCCCCCUCCGGGGAGGGGGGGGCACUUUCCCGGAAGUUAUUCUAAGUCUAGCACUUAGUUUCACCCACAAUCUCUUCAGUCUUCCCAAUAUCCUUGUCAUCCUCCACAUCGCCAAGCUGGUAACUCUCUCAUUCUUCUCAGGCUUGCCACUUGCAAGUUAUUUGCCAGACUGUGCUCCCCCUACCUCCACUCUGGCCACCAUCUCCGCCUCUCC